Messenger RNA from Phytophthora nicotianae INRA-310, 279 nucleotides. RefSeq lists its product as hypothetical. The coding region runs from base 1 to 279 and encodes 92 amino acids. The transcript has 2 exons. NCBI's taxonomy places the organism in Eukaryota, Oomycota, Peronosporomycetes, Peronosporales, Peronosporaceae. The record is from RefSeq and is a predicted model, not a curated record.
AUGCUUCAGUGCUUCGUGCGAGCUGGUUUCGUCUCGGACGACACGCUGGAGUUUGCAGACUCUGGCUCGGAGAAGGACGCUCAGGAUCGUCUAUCCAUCCAAUCGACCCAUAAGCAAGGCACGGAAGCACGACACGAAAACAUGAUAGGAAAUAGAAUCAUGGACAUGCAUUGCACAUCCGCUGGUCAGCGCGUUGUCCGCGCCGCUGAACUGCGAGCUGUGCCCUUGAAGCGGUCGAAGGCGGCGCUGAUCGCUCAACAAACAGAUAUUGUCGCCUGA